AACCAUUUGAACAAUUGUUUAAAUAUAGUAAUUUGUGAGUUCCUAUGCUACCAACAUGAAACUUGUUUGUGUGCCGUUUGGUUAUUGUUUCCUCAUAACAUCUGAAGCUUUAUAUCAUACCACCGAGAUAUAACGUUUCUAUUUGUCUUACAUAAUGAGUUGAAUCAGCCAGUUUGAAAAAAUAUUAGAAACUGACUCAUUCAAUAAACAAUGUUUGAACCGUGUUAUAAUACUCCUGGAAGAAUUCCAAGUCCACAAUAUACCCAACACGUUCCUCCAAUCCUAUUUCGUAAACGUACUGAAAAAAUUGAUUGGAAACGCUUAGCGUCGAUUGAUGUAAACCGUAUAACAAAAGAUGUAGAUAUUGAAAGCCUACAAGAAAUAUUAUCGUCUGUCACAUUCUGUGAUAUAACUAACGAAAUAGAUACACGUUAUGUGGAUAAUAACUUGAUAAAACUAUUUCAACUUGCUCAACUUUUAGUUGAAUAUUUAUUGUACUCUCAAGAUUAUUUGACAACGACAAUUGAUUCACUUAAAGAAGAAAAUAAUGAACUUCACAAGAAUUGUGAUAAAUUAAAACACCAACUUCAAGAGAAAACAAAUCGUCUUACAGCAACUCGUCGAGAAUGUCAUCGUCGACGUUUAUUACUUAUGGCUCAACAACAACUUAUGGAUUCUGGUCCACAAUCAUUACACAAAUGUAUCUACUGUCCUAAAGCUUUUGUAAAUGCAUCAUUUCUAGCUACACAUAUUCAUCGUCGACAUCCAGAAACAGAGACUACGGAUAGAAAUACUCCAGUUUAUGCAACACAACCAUGUUUAAUAACUAACAACACACCUUAUCCACAAGUACAACAAUCACAACAAAUAUAUCAACAGUCUGAUGAUCACUAUACAACGAAUAAUAAUAACAUGAGGUCAUCUUUAGAACAUGAUGUGAGAGAAUUGCUAAACCAAUUGAAAUUGAAUCCUCCAAAUCUACCAAAUAAACAUCAGUCACCAACUAGAUCGAUUGGUUUUGAUGGUGAACAAAAUAAAAACAAUGCAGAUUGGCAUACACAAUUAAUGGAAGAGCAUAGACGUGAUAUGGAAUUAAUGAGAAAAAGAUUUGAGAAAGAACUUCACAAUCUUCAAAUUCAAUAUCAUCAAACACAAGAAGAAUUAAGUAAAUUAAAAUCCAGACCAUCUAUUUCUAAUUUAGGCGAAUUAGAAAAUGAUAUGUCUGGACCUGUAUUUCGACCAGAUCGAGCAAAAUCAGCUAAUACAACACUAAGGCAGUCGACUAAAAAUUAUAAUGUUGAGCAAGGUGAAACAAGUUCCCGUCAUAGUUUACCCAUUGAUGAUGAUAAACAGUCAAAUACUCAUGUCUCAAUUAUUUCCGGACCAACAACAAGAUUCUUAAGACCACCUUAUUCAUUGAAACCACAAUUUAGUGAUACAAUAAAUCAUGAUGAUAAAGAUGAAUCGGAAGCACAACAAGUUUCUCGGGCAAUGGGACGUGUAUUAACUGCUUCAGGGGGUACAAGUCCAACACCAAGUUUAAAUGCAAGUACAAAUAUGUUACGGUACAGUCGUUUAUUAGAUCAAUUACGUGGUGAUCCAGAAACUUUAAGGAAACUACGUCAUGAAGUUGAACAAUUAUUAUUAGAACAAUUAAAUGAACAUGGAAUUAAAUCAGAUCAACGUCGUUUAUCUACAAAUCAACUUAAUCAAAAACUAACUAUUUUACAUAAGGAAAGAGAAAAUCUAGCUAGAAAGCAUCGAAAUUUUAUGGAAAUACGAGAUGCAUUAAGUCAACACGUUGAUCGUUUAGCGCAUGCUGCACUCCGUGGUAGUACAAUCAGUAUUCCAGAAGCAAGACUACGUGCAGAGAAUAUUCAUAAAAUGAAUUCAUCCUACAAACCUGGUUUGCCUCCUCCAGCAUCACACAGUCCCGGUAGUUUACGUAGAGCUGGAACUCUUCCAUUAGCUUCACAAAGAGUUGAUAUUACAUCUAACUUAGGAGUAUCUUUACCAAUAUUAUCUGUAAAUAAUGAAAUUAGAAGAAGUCAAUCUACCAUGACAGGAAUGAUAAAUUCACCAAGUAAAAAAGGAACAGGAUUCUCUGAGGCAAAACCACGUUUACAAAGAUCAAGUCCUCAACUUCAAUUUGUUUCAGAAGAAAGUAAUUUUGGCAGUAAAUUAGCACCAACCAUGUUUAAACAGAAUCCUACAAAUGAAUCACAAUUACAAAUGACUUCUCAAAAAUAUCCCACCUGUCUACAUAACAGUAAUAAUGAUAAUAAUAAUUAUAAUAAUAACAAUGGUACUAUUCAACAAAAACAAAUCACAUCUAAUUCACCUGAGAUUCAUUUCAGUCAUGAUCAACGAGUUGUGACAUUUGGUACAAAACCAAAUACUACUAAUACUACUAGUAAUUUAUCAGUUGUGCCGAGCAGUGAGGAUGAUGAAUGGGAUUCAGAAACGGAAGAUUUAAAUAUUGUUGCAGCUGGAAUUAAUAAAUCUCAACAAUUAACACCGGGAUCAUCAAAUAAACUAACAAAUCCCCUAAAACCAAUAACAUCCUAUUAUAAAUCAAAUCACAGUAUCAAUAAUAGUUCUAUGCAACAGAAAAACAACAGUCCUCAAGGAGUAAAGUUCACUUCAUAUAAAAAUCCAAAUUUAAAAACUGAUGAUGAAGAUAUAUUCAGCGUAUCAUCAAUCAACGGUGGUUUAGCCGAAGAUAAUAGCUUAUCUUUAGCCCAAGAAUUAUCGCCGAGACAUCCAGUUAGAGUUAGUCGGUCUUUGGAUCCGAGCGUAGCAGCAGCACACGCAGAAAUGGCUGCAUUAGGUCCUAGGCCAACUACCAGAGUAGGUGGAGUGAGUAGGCAACCAAUUACUGCAAAGCACACAUCAAUCGGAAGCCCAGAAUUAAGCAACACCAUGGUAACUAGUCUCUGGGGUACUAAUUCUAAAGCCGCAAGUCCAAUUACUAAUGUGAUCUCUGUGGCCAGAUCUGAUGGUGCCUACGAUGAGUUCGAUUCAGACGAUUGACUUUUCAAAGGGAUUUCAUGAGAACAGUUUCACUCUCUGUCUUUCUAAUGAACAUUCAGGUAUUUCUAAAAACAAGUUCAUAUUUUUGUCAAAACUGCAUAAAUACGUUUGUCCGAACAGGCGUUUAUGCGUGGAAAUUCAAUACGUGCAUAGAACUGUGAUUCUUUCGAAAAAUGUGCUUUUUUUGUGAUAUUGAUAUAUCUCAUUGUGGUUGUUUGUUUCUCUUCUAGAUUCUGUCUUCCAUUUCCUUAAUUCUCCAUUGUCAUUCUGUGUGUUUCGCUUCCUAUACAUUCUGUUGUUAAAAUAUUUGUUACGUCCCAUUAUUUAUUCUAUAUUCGUCAGAUUGAUGUACGGUAUAAUCCAUAAAGGAAAACCAAUAAAUAGGACUAACAAGUAAUCAUUGAAAUGAAAAUUCCUUUUCUUAGCGCUUACUGUUUAGUUCUGUUGUUCUAUUUACGAUUUAUCACAUUAGUUUACAUUGACUCAUUAUCUUCAACAUAAUACUCUUUCCCACAUAUGAAUGAAUAAUUAAAAACAACCAUGUAACCAUGUUAGAAAUUAGUUUUCUUUCGCAAAUUAAACUGAGUAUAUCAUUUUAGGUAGUGUUUACUAUUAGCAAUUUACUAGUGGAU
Schistosoma haematobium is the source of this 3665-nucleotide messenger RNA. RefSeq names its product Zinc finger protein dzip1 (gene DZIP1). Bases 211 to 3033 code for a protein of 940 amino acids. Gene Ontology annotation, biological process: cilium assembly. NCBI's taxonomy places the organism in Eukaryota, Metazoa, Platyhelminthes, Trematoda, Strigeidida, Schistosomatidae. The transcript is spliced from 16 exons. Gene Ontology annotation, cellular component: cytoplasm; ciliary basal body. The record is from RefSeq and is a predicted model, not a curated record.